Paraglomus brasilianum is the source of this 1734-nucleotide messenger RNA. Lineage: Eukaryota; Fungi; Glomeromycota; Glomeromycetes; Paraglomerales; Paraglomeraceae. The record is from the annotation of a GenBank genome assembly.
AUGCCAAAAGAUUCGGACAUCGAAACCAAAACAAGCAUCAAUACAAACGGCAGCACAACUCUUACGGCUGUCUCGCUCCCUUCGUCACUUGAGUCUGAGUUAGCAAAACUAGAUUCUGACGAACGAUUUAAUAGAUAUGUUAAUGAAUUAGGCGAAUCUUAUUCUUCUGACACGGUGUCGAGCACCAAAGCAACGACGCUACGAAAAAAUGCCAUAGACGCCGCACUAGCUAAUAUCAAACAAUCGAUGAUGAUCGACCUUUGUUUCGUUUUAGACUGCACUGGUUCUAUGAAGCCACACAUUGCUGCUGCUAAAGACAGCAUUUUGCAAGUGGCAAAACACAUCCAACAGACAAAUCCCGGUUUUAACACGCAGUUAGGUUUUUGUGGCUAUCGUGAUUUUUCUAAUAAAGAUCAAAGGUUACAACUCUUUGAUUUUAUUAAUUCUUACAAAAAGUUUGCCAAAUACGUGUCUACGGUACUGGCGAUUGACAAUAAUGAUUUUGCAGAAGACGUUCUCGGUGGUCUCAAUGCAGCCGUAAACGAAAUGAGUUGGCGAAAUGGCACUCGCAUCAUUCUUCACAUUGGUGAUUAUCCACCUCACGGCCAACGUUUUUACAAUAAAUGCAGCGAUUUGUAUCCGCAGGGUGAUCCAAAUGGGUUAACAGCAGAGGGUGUACUUGAAAGCAUGCAGAAGAAGAAUAUUCUCUAUUGUUUCGGUAAAAUUACGAAAUACACUGAUGUUAUGAUUAAUGUAUUCCAGAGCAUAAUUGGCGUGUUUCCAGUGUUCGAUCUUGUGGGAGGCGAUCCAAUCGCGUUAAUUGAUAAACUUAAAAAGGCCGCCUGCACAGCCAUAACCAGUUCGGUUACGCUAACAAGCACUCUGGGAACUGGAAACGAUGAUAUAUAUUCUAUACGACAAAAGAAACUUGAAAUGGGCACGCAGGAACCUAAAUGGGAUAAAGCUUUGUCACAUUCUGGUGUGGUGUUAUGGUAUAGUUUCCCUAUAAAUUUGGAUCGGCUGAAAACUCGUGCGUAUUUUACCAAGGAACAGCUCUUUUCUCGGGAAUUCUCUUUCAAAAUGUCCAAACAGCCUUUUUCUGCCGGUUCCGAAAAAUAUGCAUAUUUCGGUCUUGAUACUACGGAGAAUCCAACGCAAAACGUGGUAAUUAAAGAAUACCUUAAUAUUGUAUAUAAAACAAAUCCUAUUGAAAAGUAUCUUGAGACGGUUGAGGUCUCUACUAUAGCAGCUUAUCUUGCAACAAAGUUUAAUUCGGCUAUAAAGCGAAUGAAGAAGGUUAAAAAAGUAAAAUUUGUUGAAACCAAACUUUUGCGUGCUGUUAUUGGCAACAGGAAUAAGUAUUAUACUGUCGAACAAAGAUUCCAAGGUGCAACAUUUGAACGGUUCAAUGUCAACAGUGGGGUAAUUGUAGAACUGCGUCCUGUCCUGGAAGCGUUUGCUCAUUUUACAUACGAGUACACCAAACAUUAUUUGGUGGUUUGUGAUCUUCAAGGAGUUGAGCUGACGAAUGAGUUUCUUCUAACAGAUCCAGCAAUACAUUGUGUUGAUUUAUUAAGGUUUGGAAAAACAAAUUUAGGUGAGAGGGGAAUUGAGGAAUGCUUUCUGGCUAAUCAUACAUGUAAUGAUAUCUGUGAAAAGUUGGGUUUGUACGAACCGCCUCGUUUUUCUACAGUACGGCGUUUAUUAGGCUGUGGUUCAUGCUGUUAUACCUGA